Molecule: messenger RNA, 1437 nt
Organism: Meyerozyma guilliermondii ATCC 6260
Lineage: Eukaryota; Fungi; Ascomycota; Pichiomycetes; Serinales; Debaryomycetaceae
Product: sphinganine kinase
Exons: 1
Coding region: 1-1437 (478 amino acids)
Cellular component (GO): endoplasmic reticulum membrane
Molecular function (GO): sphingosine-1-phosphate phosphatase activity
Source: RefSeq, a predicted model, not a curated record
AUGUCAGAACUACGGCUGAGGAGCACUGCUCCUACACCGUCCACCACCGAUGACAAGAAACCAAUCGAUACAGAUGCUGGAACCCUCCCCAAUGACCACUAUAAAUCACAUCUUUCUCCCACUCGAUUUUGGUUGCGGAGUAAACUUCUUCCAUAUAUUCGAAUGGAAACUGAUAUCUUGGCGUCGCUUCAAGCAGCCAUUCGAACACCAAUGCUUGAUUUCUACUUUGCUUGGACAGCAAACUUGGCGUCGCAUACGUUCUACGUGCUUAUGUUGCCGGUUCCAUUAUGGUUUGGCUCCACUUUGAGCCGUGACUUGAUCUAUGUUUUGGGUCUUGGAAUUUAUAUAUCAGGAAACCUCAAGGAUUAUAUGUGUUUGCCUCGUCCUCGGUCACCACCACUUCAUCGCAUAACCAUGAGCUCAUACACUGCUCAGGAAUAUGGGUUUCCAUCCAGUCACAGUGCCAAUGCGACCGCAGUUUCGUUGGUCUUGUUUCUGAGACUCUACGAUUCUAGAGACCAGUUCACCCCAAUCAAGUUUGUCGUUUUGGCAAGCAUUCUCUUUAUUUAUUACUUUUCCUUGAUAUUUGGAAGACUUUACUGUGGAAUGCACGGAUUCCUCGACUUGUUGGUGGGAUCCAUUAUUGGUACUGGAUUAUUUAUCUUCCGCUACGUUUGGGGAAAUGCUUGGGAUAUGUUGCUUUUCAACGCUAGUACAAAAUGGGGUAGAGCUCUUGCUCCGGUCCUCGUGGUUGUGAUGUAUCUUUUGUUAAUCAAUACCCAUUCGGAGCCCGUUGACGAUUGUCCAUGUUUCGACGAUACAGUGGCAUUCAUUGGUGUUCUCAUCGGUGUCGAUUUGGCUCACUGGCUCUGUUUCAACACCGGGUACUUGGCUACCAGCUCUGGCGAUCCGCUCGUGAUCUUCUAUGAUUAUAACACACUUGGUCUAGUUAAAGUGAUUGCAAGAGUGGUACUAGGAGUCUUUUUAGUUGCAGUAUGGAAGUCGGUAUCCAAACCUGUGGUGUUCACAAUCCUCCCGCCAAUCUACAAGCGCGUAGGUGUCUACAUACCCAGAAAGAACUUCCAGGCUACUGCUUUCACCAAGCUGACCACUCGUCAAAUUCGGUCUCAGUCCAUUUCCAACUUGAAUAACAGUGCUGAUAACAUUGGUGAUUUCAACAAACUCAUACGAGGAAUUGCUGACCACUCAAAGACAGACAUGGUUGGACCCGCAACCGAUAUCGAUUACUACGAAAUGUUAGAUUACAAGAACAAAAACUCGGGUGCAAAUUUACCAGAACCACCAAAACGUGCUGGUGUUUUCAAGCCCAGAUUCGAUGUUGAAAUUAUCGGAAGACUUAUUAUAUACGGAGGAAUGGGACCAGUAUCAGUUUGGGGGUUCGCCUUGGCCACCGAGUAUUUGGGUUUAGCAAAGUAG